This is a messenger RNA of Pomacea canaliculata, 2371 nucleotides long. RefSeq names its product tyrosine-protein kinase CSK-like. Bases 248 to 1600 code for a protein of 450 amino acids. Gene Ontology annotation, biological process: protein phosphorylation. Gene Ontology annotation, molecular function: protein binding; ATP binding; protein tyrosine kinase activity. The transcript is spliced from 12 exons. NCBI's taxonomy places the organism in Eukaryota, Metazoa, Mollusca, Gastropoda, Architaenioglossa, Ampullariidae. The record is from RefSeq and is a predicted model, not a curated record.
GCAAGGGUGAUAACUAAUCAGUAAUCGAAAAAAAUGCAAAGUGUUUGAACUUCCUCUUGGAAGAGGGCGCUGCCAUACUUUCAUUGCGAAUUGACUUCCUGCUAUCGUGAAAGGAGUGUAGGUUGGUGCUUUAAUCAACGUUGCUAUUUCAAGCUGAAGGUGGGAUGCAGCAAAUGCUGCAUUGCUGCAGCCUGUCUGCCAUUUAGUCAGUACACCAACCUGAUCAGUUUGGCACUGCUCUGUUAAGAUGCCAAUGGAGCAAGUGCAGGAUGAACCAUGGCAUCAAGGUACAGAAGUAGUGGCACUUUACAACUUCCCUGGUCGUUCGCCAGAGGAUUUAGCUUUCCAGAAGGGAGACCUUCUUAUCAUUCAGCAUGGUACAAGGGACAAAAAUUGGUACAAAGCUAGUGAUGCACAAGGGAGGCAAGGGAUGAUACCAGCAAAUUAUGUUCAGCCACGCAAAGUUGUCACUCUCCAUGCAAUGCCAUGGUAUCAUGGCCGCAUAUCUCGGGAGGAAGCAGAGGCACUGUUGCGGUACUGUGAGGAUGGAGUCUUUUUAGUGCGUGACAGCAUUCACUUCCAGGGAGACUGCACUCUCUCUGUGGCCUGUCAGGGCCGCAUCGAUCAUUAUCGCAUCUUGACGCAGGGUGGCCGGCUUGAAGUGGAUGGUGGAGACUGUAGCUUUUCCUCACUUAGUGACCUGGUGCAGCACUAUCUUAAGGAUGCAGAUGGACUGUGCACACAACUGACAAGGCCUGUCACCAAACAAGGAGGCAGUUUUGGUACUGUGAGUCUUGAUGAGUUCAAGAAUGGAGGAUGGGUCAUCAACCAACCAGAUGUACAGGUCGGAGAAAUCAUCGGCAAAGGAGCCUUUGGUGAUGUUUACAAGGGAGAAUACAAGGGCCAGCCUGUUGCUAUUAAGCAGUUGAAAGAUAAAGACAGAGGAGAACAGUCCUUCUUACAGGAAGCAUCAGUCAUGACCACAUUACGGCAUGAUAACCUUGUGCGAUUGAUUGGUGUGGUGUUGGGUGAAAAUAUUUUCCUUGUCACCGAGUUUAUGGGAAAAGGCAACUUGGUGGAGUACUUGCGUUCUCGUGGUCGCAGUGUCAUCACAAAGAAGGAUCAAAUCAACUUUGCCACUGAUACUUGUGCGGCUAUGGAGUAUCUAGAGAGCAAAAACCUGGUUCACAGAGAUUUGGCUGCGAGAAAUGUGCUGAUAAAUGACAACGGGAUGGCCAAGGUUUCAGAUUUUGGUCUUGCAAAGUUUGGCGAUUUCAGUCAAAGUGGGCAGAAGUUUCCCAUCAAGUGGACAGCCCCAGAAGCUCUACGAGAAAAUAAUUUCACAACCAAAUCUGAUAUGUGGAGCUUUGGAAUUCUGUUGUGGGAGAUAUAUGCUUUUGGUCGUGUGCCGUACCCUAGAAUUCCUCUACAAGAUGUUGUGGUCCAUGUGGAAAGGGGAUACAGAAUGGAAGCACCAGAAGGUUGUCCACCAGAAAUCUAUACCAUCAUGAAGCAGGCUUGGGAACUGGACCCAGAGCGGCGACCCACCUUCAGAUCGGUUUUAGGUCGACUGAACAACUUGCGCUCUGUGACAGUCUAGCCCUAGUCUUUCACAUGAGUCAUGCAUUGCUUCACAUCUGGCCUUAUUUCAUUCUCAUCUUUGUAUGGGAUAUCCUCUUGAUCAGUAUUUGUGUGGGGGAUUGGCCUUGUGUGAUACCAACCCAGCCUCUUCCUUGCCGGUCUGCCUUCACAGCUUUGGGAGCAAAUGAAGAGUCUAGUGUUGCAGUGUUUCCGGAGCUUGUGCUGCAAUACUUAUUCUGGUUGAUUUUGUUUUCGGCUGCAUCAAGAAGGAAAGAAAUUGUAGAUACCAUGUGUCAUAUCCUGAGACAUUAAGAUAAAAAAGCAUUUAUCACAAUGCUGCAAGUUAAUGACCAGUUCUCUCAAGAUUGGUAAAGGUGGGGGGUGGGGGCAGAAAAAUCAACCAGCACAAGUGAAUCAGCAUAUCAGCACAAAUGUUAGACUUUACAGAUUCUUUGACUGUGUCAGGUCGCUUUGUGGAUGCAUGCAAUUUUGAGCGGUGUAGUUUCAUUCCUUUGAAGUAUAUUUGUAACCAACUUUAAGCAAAUGAACACCAUAUCUCUCUAAUGUCAGCUGUAUAUAGACUUUAAAAACAAUACUAAACAAACACGUGUUAAAAAUUUGCAAAUGUGUUGGUUGUCCAGUAGUUAGUAUGGAGUAGACAUGAUGAGGUGAACUGUUUCAGUGUCAGAUCUGUCUUUUGUUGCUUGGAAUUUUGUGAAACUUUUUUUUUUUUUUAAAGAAAAGAAGAGAAGUAAAAUAUUGUUCCUAAUAUGCAAAAAAGAAUAUUUUA